Molecule: messenger RNA, 2047 nt
Organism: Drosophila serrata
Lineage: Eukaryota; Metazoa; Arthropoda; Insecta; Diptera; Drosophilidae
Gene: MKP-4
Product: dual specificity protein phosphatase MPK-4
Biological process (GO): protein dephosphorylation
Cellular component (GO): nucleus
Molecular function (GO): protein tyrosine/serine/threonine phosphatase activity
Source: RefSeq, a predicted model, not a curated record
UGGGUCACACUGUCACGCCCCAAGUCCUUCACGACGACGACGGCGACGCUGCGACUAUUGUGGUAUCUGUUGCCUUGGAAUCUCGGGGCGGAUCAUGGCGCAGCACCAGCCACAGACAAGGUCCUCAGCCUCCUGCACAUCGGGGGGCAAGCCGCAGGAUUCGGGAGCGCUGACGCGCGAGGACUUCGAUGGCGGGCCCGUGAGCAUUGACGAGAUCGAGACGGGCCUGUUUCUGGGCAACCUGACGGCGGCCACGCACAUGGAGACGCUGCGCUCCUUCAAGAUCACGCACAUCCUCACCCUCGACUCGGUGCCACUGCCGCAGCACAUACUGGAAGCAAGCUUCCUCACCACCAAGUACAUUCAGAUUGCCGACAUGCCGCGCGAGGACAUCCUGCAGCAUUUAGAGGGCUGCGUGGACUUCAUCAGCACCGCCUUGGCCCAGAAGGGUAACGUGCUGGUGCACUGCUACUUCGGGGUAAGCCGCAGCUCCUCCACAGUCAUCGCCUACAUGAUGAAGCACCACAAUCUGGACUUCCUGCCCGCCUACGAGCUGGUCAAGGCCAAGCGCCGCUUUGUCCAGCCCAACGCGGGUUUCGUCAGCCAACUGAAGCUCUUCCGCCGCAUGGGCUGCAAAAUCGAUCCCAGCUAUCAGCGCUACAAGAUCCACCGUCUGCGUCUGGCCGGCGAGCAGAUGCGCAAGGCCAAGAUACUGCCGCAGAGCUUCCACAGCGUUGUGCGUCCGGAUCCGGACAUAACGCGCGAGAACCCCGAGCCAAUUGUGUUUCGCUGUCGUCGCUGCCGUCGCGUUUUGGCCUCCAAGUCGCACGUGCUAGAGCACAAGCCCCGCGACAGGCCGCCGCAAGAGACAGCGCAACCUGCUCCAGUGACCGCUCCUAAAGAGGAAACUAGUGUCCAGGCCCAGUCGGAGAACCAGAGCGGACCGCGCAUGCUUGAACAGCUGGCCGAGCGCAUUCGGCAGUCUUCGCUCGGUUCGCCUGGACAUGAGAGUGCACCAAACCAUUGCAGAAGCAUUUUGUUUGUGGAGCCCAUUGCCUGGAUGCACCGCAUCAUGCUUAACACCCAGGGUCGUCUUUACUGCCCCAAGUGCGAGCAGAAGCUGGGCAAUUUCAGCUGGAUCAACGCCUGCAAGUGUCCAUGCGGGGAGACGAUGACUCCGGCAUUUUAUCUAAUACCUUCCAAGGUAGAGCUCUCCAAGGCCGUGCAAAAUGUGCAGACCACAGUUUAGGAGCAGCAGCAACAGAAGCAGAAGCGACAAAGUCGUGAAAUAGAACGAGAUGGCACCAUCAGAGUACUAGGCUAUUUGUUCCCUCAAAGAUCACUGAAUUUUACAAGGAGAUCAAUAUAUAUACUUUCGUCCCAUAAAAAAGCAAGCUGCUUCCAAGCCCAAAUCUCAACUCCACAUAUCCCAGAGACUUCCCCAGAGACUCCUCUGCAAGAUGGUGUCAUCAGCAUCGAUCGAGACGCAUUUGAAAUUGGAGCUGAACGGAGCACUAGUAGAGAAGUCUACAGAAUAUUUUGGAAUGGAUUCCGAUGGAUGCUGAACCCAAACUCCAAUUGUUAUAGUUAGCCAAUGAAUUCGCCGAUAUAUAAUAUAGUUAAUUAUACACGUACAUACACAUGCGGAUGCCUGUAGGCACCCAAACUCGUUUGUGCUGUUCCGUACGAUGCAUUUGCAUAGCUUUUUGCAUGUCACCAAGUCUACACACAAACUAUGAAUGUAUUUUACACAUAUAUUUGACUUUUUGGAACGUAUUUUAUGCUAAGCCAAGGCAAAAAACCAAAGGAGAUGAAACCAAAACAUAUUUUCAGUGACAAUAUCUAAAAUUACGCUAUAAAUGUUGCAUGUUCAAGUGUUUCGUCGGCACAGAGUCUGGCCAAGGCCCAGGCGAAGGAUAAUGGUUUCGCUGGCCCUGGACCUGUGCACCCAAUAUCGAUGUGCUUUGACCUUAAUGUAUAUUGUACCAUUUAAAUGGGUGUGUGUUGUUGAUAUUAAAGUCAAAUUCGUUUGUUUUCCCCAACAAAA